This is a messenger RNA of Colossoma macropomum (tambaqui), 2960 nucleotides long. Its product is annotated as NACHT, LRR and PYD domains-containing protein 12-like. The coding region runs from base 42 to 2960 and encodes 972 amino acids. The transcript is spliced from 9 exons. NCBI's taxonomy places the organism in Eukaryota, Metazoa, Chordata, Actinopteri, Characiformes, Serrasalmidae. Gene Ontology annotation, molecular function: protein binding. The record is from RefSeq and is a predicted model, not a curated record.
AGAGAGAGAGAGCAGACUCACCUGAACCCAGUCAUGUGUCCAUGAAGAGUGACCGGUCAAUGGACGAUCCACCACUCUUCAGAGAGGAGGACUGUUCUACUGAGCUGAGAGAACAGAAGGAGACGCCAGACACUACCAGGAGAAACAAGAAGCUCUUAUUCCAAGAGCUGGAGCACAAAGUCAUCUCUCUGGUAAAGAAUCAGCUGAAGAGGUUUGUGAAGCUACUGAGUCUGGAUUACCCAGCAUGCUCUGAGAGAGAGGUGGAGGAUGAGGAGGAUCAGAGUGUCAGAGAGGGAGCGCUGAAGAUCACACUGCACGUCCUGAGGAACAUGAACCAGACAGACCUCGCCAACACAUUACAGACCAAACUGGCUCCUUCCUGUCAUCAAAAGCUCAAAUACACACUGAAGGAAAAAUGUCAGAAAAUUAAUGAAGGAAUUUCAAAUCCUGGAACCUCAACACUUCUGAAUGAGAUCUACACAGAGCUGUACAUCACAGAGGGCGGGAGUGGAGAGGUCAAUAAUGAACAUGAGGUCAGACAGAUUGAAACAGCAUCCAGGAGACCAGCAACACAGGAGACGCCCAUCAAAUGCAAUGACAUCUUUAAAGGCAAACCCAUCAGAACUGUGCUGACUAAAGGAGUCGCUGGAAUUGGAAAAACAGUCUCUGUGCAGAAGUUCAUUCUGGACUGGGCUGAAGGAAAAGCCAAUCAGGAUGUUCUCUUCAUAUUUCCACUUCCUUUUAGAGAGCUUAAUUUGAUCAAAAAGAAACUUAGUCUGUUGGCUCUUCUUCAUCAGUUUUUCAAAGACACAAAAAAAAUAAAACCACGAGACUUUUAUGACUACAAAAUCAUGUUCAUCUUUGAUGGUCUGGAUGAAUGUCGACUUCCUCUACAUUUCCAGAACAAUCAGAGCGUAUUUGAUGUUACACAGUCAGCUUCAGUGGAUGCGCUGCUGACAAACCUCAUCAAGGGGAAUCUGCUUUCCUCUGCUCUCCUAUGGAUAACUACUCGACCAGCAGCAGCCAAUCAGAUCCCUCCUAACUGUAUUAACCAGGUAACAGAGGUACGAGGGUUCAGUGAUCCUCAGAAAGAGGAAUAUUUCAGGAAAAGGAUCAGUGAUCAGAGCCUUGCUGAAACAAUCAUUACACACAUGAAGUCCUCAAGAAGCCUCUACAUCAUGUGCCACAUCCCAGUCUUCUGCUGGAUUGCAGCCACUGUUCUAGAGAGGAUGUUGGGUGAAGCAGAGAGUGGAGAGAUCCCCAAGACUCUGACUCAAAUGUUCACACACUUCCUGAUCUUUCAGAUCAAACACAGCAGCCAAAAGUACCAAAGAAAAAGUGACAUUGAUCAUAAACAGACUAGAAAGAUUAUUCUGGCACUGGGAAACCUGGCUUUCCAACAGCUGGAAAAAGGGAACCUGAUCUUCUAUGAGGAAGACCUGAGAGAGUGUGGCAUUGAUGUCAGAGAAGUGUCAGUGUACUCAGGAGUGUGUACUCAGAUCUUCAGAGAGGAGUUUGGGCUGCACCUGGGGAAGGUUUUCAGCUUUGUGCAUCUGAGUGUUCAGGAGUUUCUGGCUGCUUUAUAUGCAUUUAUUUCUGUCAUCUCCAGCAACACAAACGUGCUGCCACAGCAAACCACUGGAUAUAUUGGUUUCUUUAAAAAGUUAACAAUGUCUGACUUCCUGAAGACUGCAGUGGACAAGGCCUUACAGAGUGAGAAUGGACACCUGGAUCUUUUCCUCCGCUUCCUUCUGGGUCUCUCACUGGAGUCCAAUCAGAAUCUCUUACGAGGCCUAAUGACACAGACAGGAAACAGCUCUCAGAGCAAAGAGGAAAUCGUCAAGUAUAUCAAGGAGAAGAUCAGGGAGAAUUCCUCUCCAGAGAAAACAAUCAGUCUGUUCCACUGUCUGAAUGAACUGAAUGAUCAGUCUCUAGUGCAGGAAGUUCAAACAUACAUAAACAGAGGAGGUUCCAGUGGUCUCAGUGGAGCUGAGCUCUCUCCUGCUCAGUGGUCAGCUGUGGCGUUUGUGAUGCUGAAUUCAGAAGAGGAGCUGGAUGAGUUUGAUCUGAGUAAAUUUGACAGAUCAGAGGACUGUCUUCUGAGGCUGCUGCCAGUGGCCAAAGCAUCCAGAAAAGUUGUUCUGUCUAAGUGCAGUAUUACAGAGGAAGGCUGUGCUGCUCUGGUUUCAGCUCUGAAAUCAAACCCCUUACACGUGAGAGAAUUGAAUUUGAGCUACAGUAAUCCAGGAGAGUCAGGAGUGAAGCUGCUCUCUGAUCUACUGAAGGAUCCACACUGUAAACUGGAGAAUCUACAGCUGGAAUUCUGCAGUAUUACAGAAGAAGACUGUGCGGCUCUUGUUUCAGCUCUGAAAUCAAACCCCUCACACCUGAGAGAGCUGAAUCUGAACUACAAUAAACCAGGAGAGUUAGGAGUGAAGCUGCUCUCUGAUCUACUGAAGGAUCCACACUGUAAACUGGAGAAUCUACAUCUGGAAUUCUGCAGUAUUACAGAAGAAGACUGUGCUGCUCUUGUUUCAGCUCUGAAAUCAAACCCCUCACACCUGAGAGAGCUGAAUCUGAACUACAAUAAACCAGGAGAGUCAGGAGUGAAGCUGCUCUCUGAUCUACUGAAGGAUCCCCAAUGUAAACUGGAGAAACUACAGCUGGAACUCUGCGGUAUUACGGAUGGAGGCUGUGCUGCUCUAAUUUCCGCUCUGAAAUCAAACUCCUCACACCUGAGGGAGCUGAAUCUGAACUACAAUAAACAAGGAGAGUCAGGAGUGAAGCUGCUGUCUGAUCUACAGAAUGAUCCACACUGUAAACUGGAGAAACUACAGAUCUGCGACUCUUCACAAUUAAGUGAGCUGAAUCUAAGCAACAAAAAAAUUGGAGACUCAGGAGUGAAGCUGCUCUCUGAUCUACUGGAGGAUCCACACUAUAAGAUGAAGAAACUAGAGUGA